GAAAUAUAUAAGGCGACAAUGGCGGGUUCAAGUGGCUGGUUCACAUGUGUUAUGUUACUUUUAACAUUCCUUUCCCUUGUUUCAUCAAAACCUCUCUUAUUGGGUACCUACUUUUUUCUUUUCUUAGUUUUGAUUCAUUUCAGACGUUAGUUGCCUUUUUCUUCAAUCGCAUUAUGUGCAUCAUUAAUGACUAUUUCAUUCAUAUUAUUCUUGUCAACAAAAAAUAAAUAUCUGGAUUACACUACCUCAUUUCUCUGAUCGUGAGGACGUGACUGAGCAGUGAUGCCACCAUUUGGAGAUGGAAUUUUGGUUUAUUUUUUGGCUUAACAAUUGUAAAUGGAUGAUCAAAACAACAAGAUCAAUAACUUGCAUUUCAAAGAUGUACCAAUGGUCAUGGUUUACUCUCCCAAUCAAGAGGAAGGAUCCUUUGUUGAGUUUGAAAAUGAGAGCCUAGUGAGUCCCGAGUCACUUUCUAUAAAGAAACAAUCUUUUCAUGAUCCUGUUUGUAGAUCUUUGUCUUCUUGCGGUUCAGAGAAUUGUUCUACUACAUACAUGGUCAUGGGGAAUAGUGUGGCUGAAAGCAUCAAAAUUGUGGUCUUUUCUGCCAAAAUCAACUUACUAAUACCCUUUGGUCCUUUGGCAAUUGUGGUUGAUAAAUUUUCAGGCCAUAAUGGAUGGGUUUUUAUCUUAAGCUUAUUAGGCAUAAUACCUCUGGCUGAGCGUUUGGGGUAUACUACAGAACAACUCGCUUGCUAUACAGGACCUACAGUUGGAGGGCUCCUAAAUGCUACUUUUGGAAAUGCAACUGAGUUGAUAAUUUGUGUUUAUGCCUUGAGGAAUGGCAUGAUUCGUGUUGUUCAACAGUCUUUGUUGGGUUCAAUUUUGUCAAAUAUGUUGCUAGUGCUUGGAUGUGCUUUUUUUGCCGGAGGACUUGUAAAUUCUAAGAGGGAACAAGUCUUUAAUAAGGGAGCAGCAACAAUGAGCUCUGGCUUGCUAUUGAUGGCAGUCAUGGGCCUGUUGUUCCCGGCUGUCCUCCAUUCUACACACACAGAAUUACAUUUUGGGAGAUCUGAGUUGUCCCUAUCAAGAUUUACUAGCUGCAUUAUGCUUGUGGCAUAUGCUGGUUAUCUUGUUUUUCAGUUGAAAAGCCAGAGUAAUUUAUAUCAUUCAGUUAAUGAGGGAAAUGGAGAAAUAGAUGUGCCUUUGGAUGAUAAUGAAGAGGCUCCUGAGAUCUCUAAGUGGGAAUCAAUAAUUUGGUUAUCUAUUUUGACUAUUUGGAUUUCUAUCAUCUCAGAAUAUUUGGUGGAUGCCAUUGAGGGAGCCUCUCUUAAAAUGCACAUCCCAGUGGCAUUUAUUAGUGUCAUUCUUCUACCAAUUGUUGGGAAUGCAGCCGAGCAUGCAGGCGCAGUUAUGUUUGCCAUGAAAGACAAGCUGGAUAUAUCUUUGGGAGUUGCUAUAGGCUCAUCUACCCAGAUAGCAAUGUUUGGGAUUCCAUUUUGUGUGGUUGUAGGGUGGAUAAUGGGACGUCCAAUGGACUUAAAUUUUCAACUUUUUGAGACAGCCACACUUUUUAUUACUGUUCUUGUUGUAGCCUUCAUGGUGCAGGAGGGAACAUCAAAUUACUUUAAAGGACUAAUGCUUGUUCUUUGCUAUGUUAUUGUUGCUGCAAGUUUUUUUGUACAUAUAGACCCUUCUGCAAUUGCGGAUAAGUACCUAAAACCUAGUAGUUGAAUUGGAUUAUUGGCGAGUUUCCUUGAUUGAAGGCAGUGACAGAUCCAGAAUUUUUACUUUGUGUGUCUUGUUUAUUAUUAAAAAUAUUUGUGCAUACUCAUCCUGCAUACUACAGUCUUUUAGUUUAACAAAAGUCUAAUACUGUCAUGUUGCAAUCUUUUGGUUCAACCAAAUCCUAGAGAAUGCUUAUUUAUGAAGAUAGAUCUUAUGAAGUAUUAUAACUUUUACCCAUCCAUGUUUGAAUUUCAACAUGGUACGUACCUAUGAUAUAUGGUGUUCUUCAAAGAAAUGUUUUGACCGCAAGACCGAUGAAUGCUACUCCAACAAAGAUUCUUGUUAGAUGUAGGAUUACUGUUUCAUGUCAACAGUAGUGAUAAAAAGAUGUGAUUUUUUGUGUGGAGAUUUUUCAAUAUUUUCUUCUUUCCUUUUUUUUGGACAUAAUAUAUGACUUGUAUUUGUAUAUUUUUUUUUUGAUAAAAUAUCAACUUCAUUGAAUUAAA
Cannabis sativa is the source of this 2231-nucleotide messenger RNA. RefSeq names its product vacuolar cation/proton exchanger 3. The coding region runs from base 337 to 1731 and encodes 464 amino acids. Lineage: Eukaryota; Viridiplantae; Streptophyta; Magnoliopsida; Rosales; Cannabaceae. Gene Ontology annotation, cellular component: plant-type vacuole membrane. The record is from RefSeq and is a predicted model, not a curated record. Gene Ontology annotation, biological process: intracellular calcium ion homeostasis; calcium ion transmembrane transport. Gene Ontology annotation, molecular function: calcium:proton antiporter activity. The transcript is spliced from 13 exons.